This is a messenger RNA of Alternaria burnsii, 3432 nucleotides long. RefSeq lists its product as uncharacterized. Gene Ontology annotation, molecular function: protein binding. Gene Ontology annotation, cellular component: Ski complex. The record is from RefSeq and is a predicted model, not a curated record. The coding region runs from base 1 to 3432 and encodes 1143 amino acids. The transcript has a single exon. Lineage: Eukaryota; Fungi; Ascomycota; Dothideomycetes; Pleosporales; Pleosporaceae.
AUGGCGUCACACGCGGACAGUGCGCACGACCUGCUAGAUCUCGACAUCUCGACCUUGCGGCAAUUCGUCGAGCUCUUCCCCGAUGAGGGCCUGUCUAAAGUCAUCACUGGCUGGCUGAGCAGCGGCAUAUCAAAAUACCCGCUAACAGGAGAGGGCGACUCGAUAGAAGGACCUGACCUGAGUGAGGGAGGGGUAGCUCUUACUCAAGAUGUGCCCGUAUCACAAGAGGACUGCUUGGUGUUGAUGACGGAAGGGAUUGGCGAGGCUGCUAGGUCACCAUUGGCGCACUGCUUGCUCGGAGACUACUACCUGUCCUUGGAGGAGUACGAAAGCGCGGUCGAAACGACAAGAAAAGGAUUAAAGUACGCGGCUGCUGAGGCAAAAAGAACCGAUUUGUCAUUUCAAAGGACGCGCGACGCUUUGAGCAGUACACUUGCUACUGCGUUGGUCUAUUAUCAGGCCCCAAGGAACCACCUGGAGGCCAAAGGCAUCUUCGAGUCCAUCUUGAAGCGCAAACCACAAUUCACCUCUGCACUCAUCGGCAUCGGACUGGUCUUGGAAGAAGACGAGGAAUACGAGCAAGCUUUCCAAUUUCUUGAAAAGGCGUUGAAGCAAGAUCCUUCAAACGGCCGCAUAGGUGCAGAGUCAGCCUGGUGUCAAGCACUUGCAGGCGACUACAAGACUGGAUUAGAACGACUGCAAGGAUAUCUCGAAUACCCACAGCUCGAUGCCUCCGAGCAACGAGGCCGUGAGCUCCGCGCCCAGACGCUUUAUAGGAUAGGUGUCUGUUUAUGGGAGCUCGACCCGUCAAAGGCUGCGAGGAAGGACCGCCAAAAAACGUAUGCGAAGCUACUUGCAGCGAUCAAGGCAAACCCAAAUUAUGCUCCAGCAUACACUCUGCUCGGCAUCUUCUACCAGGAUUAUAACAAAGACCGCAAAAGAGCGCGACAGUGCUUUCAAAAGGCCUUCGAGCUAUCGCCCUCUGAAGUUGUUGCAGCCGAGCGCUUAGCACGCCUUUUUGCCAACCAAGGCGAGUGGGACAUUGUUGAGGUCGUUUCUCAGCGAGUUGUAGACUCUGGUAAAGCACGCCAGACCCCAGGCUCAAAACGAAAAGGUGUCAGCUGGCCCUUUUCCGCACUGGGUGUCGUGCAGAUGAAUAAACAGGAAUACCAAAAGAGUGUCGUAUCGUUCUUAUCCGCACUGCGCAUUAGCCCGGAUGACUACUACUCCUACGUCGGCCUCGGCGAGAGUUAUCACAACUCUGGACGAUACAACUCAGCAUCUCGCGCGUUCAAUUAUGCAGAAAAUCCCACAGAUGGUGUUGUGUUGAAGAGAUCAGAUGAAGAGGGAUGGUUUACCAAGUACAUGCUUGCCAAUGUCAACCGCGAGCUGAGUGAGUUCGACGAAGCUCUUGCAGGUUACGAAGCAGUACUAGCAUCUCGCCCGAAAGAGUUUGGCGUCUCAAUAGCACUCCUACAAACGCUUGUAGAAAAGGGUUGGCAUUGCGUUGAGACUGGCUUUUUCGGAGAGGCUGCCGACAGCGCUACCCGGGGUAUCGAGGUUGCGCUGACAAUAACCGAGUACAAACCGGAUGCUUUUAACCUUUGGAAGGCUGUUGGCGAUGCAUGCAGUCUGUUCACUUGGGUCCAGGAAAAGCUCAAGCAAUUCCCUGUAGAGUUGAUCGAGAAGGUGCUGCGCAGCAAGUCGGAUAUGAAGAUCGACUUCGACGAGCACAAGGAUAUCGAUGGACUCGGACAGGAUGCUUUGACUGCACUUUGUACAGACGAACACAGUACUCUCGCAAAAGUGCUCAAAGCCUCGAUACUUGCACAAAAGCGAGCAAUAUCCAGCUGUGCGCACGACAUACACGCACAAGCUGUGGCGUGGUACAACCUAGGUUGGACUGAGUACAGAGCGCAUGUCUGCCUAGAGCAGGAAGGCACUGAAGGCUUCAAAUUAACAACAUACCUCCGAGCAGCUAUGAAGUGUUUCAAACGCGCUAUCGAACUUGAAGCUGGGAAUUCAGAGUUCUGGAACUCGCUUGGUGUCAUUACAACAACGCUGAGCCCCAAGGUCGCUCAACAUGCUUUUGUUCGUUCCUUGCAUCUCAACGAGCGCAGUGUGCACACCUGGACGAAUCUUGGAGCGCUUUACCUUUUACAGAAUGAUCACGAGCUUGCACACACCGCCUUCUCACGAGCGCAAUCACAAGAUCCUGACUACUCGUUGGCUUGGGUAGGCGAAGGAAUCAUCGCAUUGCUUACCGGAGAUUCCAACGAGGCGCUCUCCCACUUUACCCACGCGUUCGAGCUCUCGGAAUCAUCAUUGCUCUUAACGAAACGACAGUAUGCCGUCUCAGCUUUCGACUUCCUAGUGUCUUCGCCGUCGUCAUCCAGCAACAUCACGAACCUCAUACAACCUCUAUUCGCGCUCCAACAGCUCAACAUGCAAGUACCUUACGAUAUCCCACAUAAGCACCUAGCUGCACUGUUCCUAGAACGUGUCGGCAAUUACGAUGCAGCAGUGGCUGCUCUGCAGACUGUAAACGAGACCGUCGAGCAAGAGUAUGAGAAGUCAGAAUCGCUGACAUCACUGGCUCGUGUUGCACAAGCCAAGACGGACCUGUCUCGUAAUCUCCUCGCUGUCGGGUCUUAUGAUUCAGCCGUGGAAGAAGCUGAGACAGUAUUAGACCUGCUAUCGGAGCUAGAAAGCGACGCGGAACAGUCUGCGUUGUCCAAGGAGCAGAUCACAAAGACCAAGCUAUCAGCUCGUCUUACAGCUGGUCUAGCACACUACUUCAGCGGCUCCUUCGAUGCCGCCAUACCCUAUUUCCGAACGUCGCUUGAGGCAACCGGAGCCAACCCAGACAUCAUUUGCAUCCUCGCUGAAGUACUCUGGGCCAAGGGAGGAGAGACCGAGAAGCAAGUGGCUCGCGACCAACUAUUUACCGCGAUAGAAAAGCAUGAAGGUCAUGUGGGCUUGUUGACACUUAUUGGUGCCAUGACAGUGCUUGAUGAUGAUUUGGAAACCAUGGAAGCCAUCAAGGACGAUCUGGACCGACUGCGCACGAACAAGGAGCUCAGUGACGAGCAGCUUGCCCGGGUGGAGAAGGUUGCUGAAGCCAUCUCGGUUAGUUUGGGUGGCGAGGAACAAGAACUGGAUGAAGCUCGACGUAGUGUCAUGCUUGCGCCUUGGAAACAUACCGGUUGGGCUGAGCUCGCUGACGCUGCUGGAGGCGAUGUUUUUGCCAGUACACUUGCCAAAGAAACUGCGAUGCGAAACGCGCCACCGAAUGGUACGCUGAGUGCUGUUGGUUUGGCAGGCGCCAUGGGCAGUACUGGUAAUGUAGGAGAUGCUCAAAGGGCAAUUGUGUUAGCCCCUUGGUGCAGUGAUGGCUGGAGUGCCUUGGCCGAGUGUGUUCAAAGUGCUUGA